Messenger RNA from Eublepharis macularius, 1057 nucleotides. Its product is annotated as membrane-spanning 4-domains subfamily A member 15-like. The record is from RefSeq and is a predicted model, not a curated record. NCBI's taxonomy places the organism in Eukaryota, Metazoa, Chordata, Lepidosauria, Squamata, Eublepharidae. Gene Ontology annotation, cellular component: membrane. The coding region runs from base 230 to 883 and encodes 217 amino acids. The transcript has 7 exons.
CCGGGGCGUCUGGAGCUGCGCUCGGAGUCCCUGCUAGGACUCAGCCCUGGAGCAGCUGUGGGGGAAACGUUGCCUCCUGCACCGGCGUUGUGGAUCAGGGUGAAGAGGAUAGAGCCUGUGUCUGGCUCCCGAGGAGGUUUUUCGUCCUGCUCAGCUAGGGGAACAGAGCUGCCUGCCUGGCCUGCUGGUGUGGAUCCUAGUUGCCAUCAUAAGCUUCUUGCUAGCCACCAUGGACCUAAGUAACCCUGCAACACUGGCGUCCAUCUCAAGUAGCAUAACAAGGCCUUCUAUGCCACGGCCACUGAAGAACCUGUAUAAAGGUGAACCAAUGGCCCUGGGGAUCACACAGAUACUUAUUGGAAUUCUGGAAAUUGCUUUUGGGCUUGUGAUAGUCAUAGCAGAUCGUGAUCAUUUCCCUCAUACUCAUAUCGUAAAUCCAUACUGGACUGGAAUCCCGUACAUCAUUUCUGGAUCCCUGUCUGUGGCAGCGGCCAAGGACUCCAAGUUAUCAGUGGUGAAAGGCAUGCUGGGAAUGAAUGUUGUGAGUGCCGUGGCAGCUGGCAUUGGGAUUGUGAUACUCUCCGUUUAUGUAGCAUAUCCAAGAUACCAUUACAUGUGCGACUCAUAUUAUACAGAGCACGUACCAGAGGAAAUUUGCCAUGAAGCCAUUAUCAUCCCCCAUGCUGUCAUGUUCAACAUGAGUGUGAUUCUCUUGGUGUUCACCAUCCUCGAAUUCGUCAUCGCCAUCACUGGUGCUGCCUUUGGGUGUGCCAGCAUUUGCCGGAAUGCCUACAGCGAAACGACUGUAGUGGUUUUUCAGAACACAGACCAGGGGGCUCCUCCUGCUUUCCCAGGACCAGCCAAGGUGGAUGAGGUACCCUGAGCAUCCCUGACCUCCUUCAUUCCUGAUCUAAUAUUUUGGACUCCCUUUUGACGAAAGGCUAAUUGCACAGCAUGUCUUAUCAGGCAGAGGAUUUGCUAAACAUCUUAACUUUUUUAAAAAAAUGCAAAAUAUUGUAAAUAAACCAGCAAAGUGGCUGGAUUUUUAAAAUAAGAA